AUGGAUCACAUGGAGCUCGAGCGUGAGAAGGGCAUCACGAUCCAGAGCGCAGCCACCUACUGCCGCUGGAAGGACACCCAGAUCAACAUCAUCGACACGCCCGGCCACGUGGACUUCACCAUAGAGGUGGAGCGCGCCCUGCGCGUGCUGGACGGCGCGGUGCUGCUGCUGUGCGGCGUGGGCGGCGUGCAGAGCCAGUCAAUCACGGUUGACCGGCAGAUGCGGCGCUACAGCGUGCCACGGCUGGUGUUUGUGAACAAGCUCGACCGUGUCGGGGCCGACCCCUGGCGCGUCAUCCAGCAGGGCCGCGACAAGCUGCGGCUCAACGCGGCGGCGGUGCAAGUGCCCAUCGGGCUUGAGGAUUUUCAUGAGGGGGUGGUGGACCUGGUGGAGGGCCGCGCAGUGAGGUUCGGCGGGAAGUCCGGCCUCGAGGUGUUGGAGGGCCCGGUGCCUGAGGAAAUGAAGGGGGAGGUGGAGGCCAGGAGGUCUGAGCUCAUAGAGAGGGUCUCAGAGGUUGAUGACGAGCUGGCUGAGAAGUUCCUGGCGGAGGAGCCCAUCACCCCCGCCGCCCUCAAGGCCGCCAUCCGCCGCGCCACCCUGGCCAACAAAUUCCAGGCCGCGCGACUUCCAUGGUAG
This is a messenger RNA of Monoraphidium neglectum, 636 nucleotides long. Its product is annotated as elongation factor EF-G. Gene Ontology annotation, cellular component: mitochondrion. Gene Ontology annotation, molecular function: GTPase activity; GTP binding; translation elongation factor activity. Bases 1 to 636 code for a protein of 211 amino acids. Gene Ontology annotation, biological process: mitochondrial translational elongation. The transcript is spliced from 7 exons. The record is from RefSeq and is a predicted model, not a curated record. NCBI's taxonomy places the organism in Eukaryota, Viridiplantae, Chlorophyta, Chlorophyceae, Sphaeropleales, Selenastraceae.